Messenger RNA from Solanum tuberosum (potato), 2381 nucleotides. RefSeq lists its product as uncharacterized. The record is from RefSeq and is a predicted model, not a curated record. Bases 611 to 1432 code for a protein of 273 amino acids. The transcript is spliced from 3 exons. NCBI's taxonomy places the organism in Eukaryota, Viridiplantae, Streptophyta, Magnoliopsida, Solanales, Solanaceae.
UACCAUUAUUAAUAUUUCAGAGCUCAUAUUAUCAGUCAAUAAGCCAAUAGGAAAGAAACGAUAACAAGUAUAUAAGUUAUAAUAAAGCAAUAAUUGUUCGCAGUGGCGAAUUUAGGUGCAAAAAAUAGGGCACCCGAACCCGUGGUCUCUUCGUAAAAUUAGAUAUUUUAUGUAUAUAUUUUCUAACAUUUGUAUAAUAUUAUAUUCUUGCACCCGUACUAUAAAAAUUUUAGUUGAUCCACAUGGUUAAAUGUUGAGCUUUUGACUUUGAGGACUAAAGAUCAAUUCCCACUUAAUACAUUUUUCUUGGUGCACCCAUGUUCGGAUCAUCCUAGAUUCGCCUCUGAUUGUUGGUUACCUAGUAUUAGAUAAAUUAUUUAUGCAAAAAGUCAGAGCUCAUACAUACACUCUGAUUGUGCCUUUUUAAACUUGAAUUAUUCUUUGAUCUUAUCAGCUAUCUCUCUACAAGACAACACCUUGUGGCUGCAGGCAAAUUGAAUUCAUGGUCAUUGAGAAUUGAAUACGAAAUUGGAGAUAUAAAAAAGGAGAUAGGAGACAAAAGUACGCGCUUGAGUGAUUGUAAGACUUGAGCUGAACUUGUGUUAGGAAAAUGGCUCAAAUUAAUGACAUUGACGAUGUGUUAUAUCACCUAAGAAGGAUCAAGAGUCAAGGUGAUCAGAGUAGCAUCAAGAUUGAUCAGAUUGAGAAACUUGAAAUGGAGCUAAGAAUGUUUAGAACCUUUAUAAAGUAUUAUCAUAUUCUUUUGCAUGAUUUCUUUGUCAAACCCACAAAGAUCGCCAAAUUGAUCGUGAAAAUGCUUCACCGGGUAUUUGAUGGAAUUCCAUAUGAAUGUAAAACUAACCUUGAUCAGGAAAGACUGGUAGCACAGUUAUUGAAUUUCAUAGAUGAAGGUAAUUCCAGUUUGAGGUACAAUUAUGAGUUCAUGAAUGAUUCUUAUCUAUCAGAUUAUAUGGAUUGCCUCGGAAAGAAUCUAAAUGAUGUACUGAUAAUGUGCCUGAAAUUGGAUAGGUCUGAUCCUUCUUGGACGAAUGAAAAAAUCCUUCACUAUAAUCGAUUUAUAAAGCAACUGAAAAUUGUUCAAAAGAAAAUGAGAUUUUUGAGAUACUUAUAUGCCACAGAGAUAAAUGGUUACAUCGACCAUGAGAAGCUGGAAUGUUUGGAGACUCGAAUUCAGUUCAUGGCUAAUAAUGUGGGACAGUUUUGUCAUGCUUUUUCGAUUAAUGUAUCUGAGUUUGAAGAUGAUACAGAUGAGGAUGAGGAUGAGGAUGACAAGGAUGAGCAAGAAUACAUGAAUAAACCUCCAUAUCUGUUAUGUCUAAUUGAGCUAGUGGAGAAUAGUCAUUGCACUAGUAGCGUCUACGAGCCUCCCGCUUCGGUACCAUCUCCUUUUUUACCAGCCGAGCUGCCCUGAAAUGAAGAAGAUUUUUCUUGGUGAGCUAAAGGCUUCAAAGUUCACUCAGUUAGAAACUUUCAAGAACAAGAAAUUACCAAAAGGAUUUUCACAUCAUCUCCGUAGUCUGCUGGUGUAUCUAAAAAACAAAAAGCUCCCAAUCUUUCCUACUAAUGUCUCAACCCAAAAUAUUGAUGUGGCAAUAGAUUUCUUGUUUGUGUUUCUUGAUGAUGAUGGGUCAAAUCAUGCUAUUAAUAGUAAGAUGAUGAAUGAGGUCUUCGAAAAGGUUGUAACCAUAGUGGGUGAUGUUCUAUAUGUAAUUCAAAAGCUUCUUCCUAGAUCUGUAAACAUAGAUGACAUGACUAGCAAAACAAAUAUUUGCUCGAUACAGAUAUUGGAGAAAAUUAAAGAUCUGAAGGCACCAAUGGAGACGUACUACAAAUCCUUAAAGUUCAGUACUCCAUCUCAGUUUCCCACUAUUGGUGGAUUGAGUUUUCUGGCUUCUCUUUUAAGGAAACUGAAUGAGAUGUCGAAAUCUAAAUCAGGUUUAGAUUUCCUGAUGAAGCCUCUUUUUGGUAACUUGGAGAAAGAGCUAUCAGCCCUGACAUCCAUUUUAGAGAAGGAGUUGUCAUUUUUAUCAUCCAUUUUCAGAGAUAUCGCAAAGGUGCACCAUGAACAUGAAAUUCUGAAAGCUCUUCACAGGCAUACUAUCAAUUUGGCAUAUGAAGCUGAAGUUUCCAUUGACUCUAUUCUUGCUCAAUAUAAUGUUUUUUGGCAUAUUUUCUGCUCACUUCCUGCAAUCUUGAAAGAGAUUAAGCAAAUCAGUUCGCAGGUGACUAAGAUGUGGUCAGCAGACGUUGCUCUUAAGCCUUGCUAUGUGGUAGCGCCAUCUAAACACCUGCCAACUCAACAUAGCAAUCCAGAGACUGAUGAGGAGAUAGUAGGUUUUGGGAAAGACACAGAAAAAAUG